CGGGCGGUGGAGGGGACACGAGAAAGGGAGAGAGGGGGGGAAAAAACGGUCACAUUUGUCAGGCACCUGAAAACGUGCUGGUUAUUUCAGGACGCGUGUUGCUUAUUGAUGAGUGGGGUGUGUUUAAACUACUUGCACUCUCAUGGUGUUUUCAUAGUGACUGUACAUGGCAAGCAGUUCAGUGUGACAGAACCCCUUUGAGGAGCACAUCCAUAGAGCGCUGUUCACAUCGGAGUUUUUUCUUUCUUUCUUCUGGAUUGAAUACAGCAUUGCUCUAUUUUCUUCUUCUCAAACAAUUUUUGUUCUGCCGAGUGGAUUUUCUCAAGCGGCCCCCAAACCAAUGCCCUGUGCACAUCCCUGCUCUUUUGAUCUUUGGGAUACACACUCUAUGCCUUGGCGGUUCAGGACUCUUUCACCUGUGUCUACCAAACUCCUCGGCGGCGACCAGAGGCGCUAAACAAACGACAACAAACAGAAGCAACGCCUGCCUAUCUGCUAAGAGACAUGGAGAAUAGUCCCGGAGGAGGUGUCAUCCUUUAUGCUGGCUCCUCUGGCAGUGCCAGCCCGAGUCCUGGCAGCCCCUCCAGUGGAUACCAGACCCAGUCACCCUCCUCCCACUCACAACCCUCGUCCCCAGAGGGUGUCUCCUUUCAGGAAAUUGGGGCCAUGAAGCAGGCAGGGGAACAAAGGGGAGGGACGCCUUCCCCGAAAAUGGUCUUCCAAUUUCCAGAAGUGAACAAUGCUCCAGCUGCCCAAGUUACAACGGUAUCUUCAGCCACCUACAGCCAUCCUACAGUGGCCAAAAGACCUUGUGGCUUUACCGGCACCUUCCCUAAAACAGGAGGGAUGGUGCUUCUGUGUAAGGUGUGCGGGGACAUUGCAUCUGGGUUCCAUUACGGUGUCCACGCCUGUGAGGGUUGCAAGGGUUUCUUCAGACGCAGCAUUCAGCAGAAUAUCCACUACAAGAUGUGCGUGAAGAAUGAAAACUGCCUCAUCAUGCGCAUGAACCGAAACCGCUGCCAACACUGCCGCUUUAAGAAGUGUCUCUCUGUGGGCAUGUCCAGAGAUGCGGUGCGAUUUGGCCGCAUUCCCAAGCGAGAGAAACAGAGACUGUUGGAUGAGAUGCAGAGCUACAUGAACAGUCUCAAUGAAUCUGCUUCCAUGGAGAUGGAGAUGUCACCUCCCUCCGCCACCCACUGCAGCCCAAAGAACCAGACGAACGAAGGCGCAGGCUCCAUCAUGCAGUCAUACCAGAGUGACUUAAUAAACAGCGAGAAGAAACCUCUCAAGAGGCCCGCCAGCAACGGCAACCUUGGCAAUUCUUUCCAGAGCAGUCCUGUGCAGGAAAGGGCCCCGCCUCAUCCGGCAGCACAGGCGCACCACAAGUUUCAGGCCGACUUGACGUCGGGAUACAGCGUCCCUUCAAAGUGUCCCGUUGCCCACACCAAUAACGACAACGCCACGAAUAAUAACGCCAACGAUUCCAAGUAUGGCUUCACCAAUCAAAAUCAGUGCCCCGUCCGCGGCGCCCUUUCAUCUCAGCACUAUGCAGUCAAUCAGAAGAUGGAUUCUCAGAACCAAAAUUCAUGUCCAUGGAAGCUAAACGGUGGAGCCAAAGUCUUGGCAUGUCCACUCAAUUCUUGUCCGGUGGCUCCAGCCAGUCGCUCCAGUCAGGAAGUGUGGGAGUCCUUUUCCCAGUGUUUCACCCCUGCUGUCAAAGAAGUGGUGGAGUUCGCAAAGAGUAUACCUGGCUUCCAGACUCUGACCCAACAGGACCAAGUCAUGCUACUCAAAUCUGGCACUUUCCAGGUGCUGAUGGUGAGGUUCUGCUCAUUAUUUGACCCCAAGGAGAGGACUGUGACCUUUCUCAACGGGCAGACAUACUCCCUGGCAUCACUACGGGCACUGGGCAUGGGCGUUCUACUGGACGCUAUGUUUGAUUUCAGCGAGAAGCUCGGAUCUCUGGGUUUGGAACCAGAUGAGAUGGCCCUUUUUAUGGCUGUCGUGCUCGUUUCAGCCGAUCGCUGUGGUAUAGUGGAUGUGGGAGCGGUGGAGCUGCUCCAGGAGAACCUCAUUAAAGCGCUGCGCACGCUAAUUACAAGUCGCCGGCCGGACGACACCACCCUCUUCCCCAAGCUGCUGCUACGUCUGCCGGACCUGCGAACCUUGAACAACCAGCACUCUGACAAGCUCUUAGCAUUUCGCAUAGAUCCGUAAACAAGCACAAGGCCCGCUCAAAUGUCUGCUUGGGAGAGCUUCUCGGCUUGCAACUCAAGCCAAGCCCGCCACAGAUGUAGGCCUUUGUUGUUGGAGCUCGGCCGAGUGCCAUGCCGUGAGAGAGGGGACUCUGAAAGCGCAGCGGGGAGGUUGAAGCCCUUGAACUCAAACGAUCUCUUGCUUCCAAGACUGUCAGUCACGACUUCAAACCGUGUUCUUCCUGGUUGGUUCACCAAAUCUUGACUGCUUCUCCCUGGAGGUUCUCUGUUGGUCCAAACUUUUCGAUUUUGUCCUCUAAUUCCACUAGACAGCAAAACACACACUCCAGGCCAGAUACGAGUCGUUUGUACAAACCUUCACCUACUACGACGCGACUGUACAGACUCACCUGUAAAUGGCAUGCUCCGGACAUAAAGAAGCCCCUUAGCCCGGUGUCGAUGGCACAAAGCUAAAAGAAUGGUUUAUGUGUCGAAAAGACAUCAGCUCUUUUCACGUCCUAAGUCAAUCACUUUAUUGUGAAUGAGAGUUGCAUAAUGAUGUAUUUUGAAGAAAUGAAAAUAAGUUGUAUUGUGUUGCUAAGUGCUAAUCAGGGAGAAAUUAUUGGCCGUUAAAGGCCGAGUCUGAUGGGUUUUCACUGAAUAUGUUCUAUGUACAUUUUUUUGUAAAUAACAUGCUUGUUUGGUACCCAUGGUAGUUUGAAGAGUCUUGGACAUGUUAAUGAAGUUGUUCAGUAUUGUAUUAAGCCAGCAUCAUAAACGAUAUAUUAUAAAUUGUUCUAUAGACUGCAUUUGAACCAUGCACUCUGAAUAUAAACUUUUGAUUUCAGAAUAUAUGAAAGAACUAACUGUAUUGUCGACUGACUGCAUCACAUGUGUAUAUUUUGUAACUGUUUUGUGGUUACACCAUAGAGUACUAUUAUUAAAUAAUGUUAUAUACCA
This is a messenger RNA of Hippocampus zosterae (dwarf seahorse), 3155 nucleotides long. RefSeq names its product nuclear receptor subfamily 1, group D, member 4b (gene nr1d4b). The transcript has 8 exons. NCBI's taxonomy places the organism in Eukaryota, Metazoa, Chordata, Actinopteri, Syngnathiformes, Syngnathidae. Gene Ontology annotation, biological process: negative regulation of transcription by RNA polymerase II; cell differentiation; positive regulation of transcription by RNA polymerase II. The record is from RefSeq and is a predicted model, not a curated record. Gene Ontology annotation, molecular function: zinc ion binding; nuclear receptor activity; RNA polymerase II cis-regulatory region sequence-specific DNA binding. The coding region runs from base 505 to 2217 and encodes 570 amino acids.